CUUUGACGGAACACAUUUGGCUCAGACCCUAAAGAAUAUCCAGAAACCGGAGACCUCCACACAGCUUGAAUAUCACCAACACAGUGCUUUGAACACCAACAGAAGACGUUCUGCUGGACAUGAUACCUCCCAAGAUGUUUCCUUUGCUGCUACUUGUAAGUCUGAGUGAGAUGGCAGAUCUUUCUUACAGUUUAAACCAAACAUUGUUUACAUUAACACAACCGAUGGACCUUAAUAGUACUACCGGAAAACCUUGCCAUUGUUCCAAGCCAUGUACUAACCUAACUCUGUCCAACAGCAGUCUGGAUAUGAUUCCUGAAUGUCUGCCUAGAGAAGUAGAGGUCUUAGAUUUGAGCUUUAACAACCUUACUGUAAUCAGGGAAGAGGACACUUCUGAACUCUCCCAGCUACAUGCGCUGAAUCUGAAACACAACCAAAUAAGCAAGAUUGACUUUGGAAGUAAUGUUCUGCCUAAUCUCGAGUUCCUGGACCUCAGCAAUAACCGCUUAUCAGUUGUACCAGAGUGUGUUAUGCUGAAGAAAAUCAAAUGGCUGUCUCUUGCACACAAUCCAAUAUCAGAAAUCCAGCCGUAUGCCUUCACUUGUUUUCCAAAUUUGGUGUUUCUUAAUUUAUCUUUCACUUUGCUUGGGAAUAACACUUCUGAGAACAUCAGUCAUUUGGCAUUUGCCCUGAAUGUGACAGUGACCCAGGAGAACGCUCUAAAGUCUCUCAACACACUUGACCUAAGUGGGACAUUCUUCAGAAAAGUUGACCAGGAAUGGAGUAAAGACAUAUCGCACCUGAAAGAGCUUCAUAUUACGAGAAUGGCCAAUUUGGAGAAUUUGGAUGGCCUCGUGAACGCGUUUCCUCAACUGGAAAUACUAAACUGUGCGGAUUCUAAAGCUCUGAGCUCUGUUUCGGAUGCAAUGUUUGAAAAGGCGCCUAAUCUGAAAUACGUUGAUUUCCAAAACUGUAAUCUGACCACCUUAUCCCCUUGGAGCGUAACCUCGGGUCAUUUGGAUAUUGAUCUCCGGGGUAAUCCCCUCAACUGUAAUUGUGAACUUUCUUGGCUGCUUUCAGGCGAUGUAAACGUAACUCUGAUCAGAGCAAAUGAAACCUUAUGCAGCAAUUUCCAAGGCGACAUGCCCCCUCCGUCACUUUUGUAUCUAUUUCAAGGUAACCAAUGUCAGCUAAAAACUACAGAUAUCACACGUAAUGAAGCCACAACUGAAACCAGCGGAAAUAUCAGCGUUGGCGGGUCCAACAUGGCCACGUCCACAGAACCUGAUCUCCAAACACCACACACAGGUUCCUCGGAGACUAGUACUUCUGGUCAGGUGUUAAAAGAUGAUCUAUCCUUUGUUGAAACUAUCACCGUUUUCAAGACUUCUGCUACGGACUCUGAUUCUGCAGCCUCCAUGAUUAGUAUAGACUUAUUUGCUGAUGUCACGCCGACAACCAGCUCAAGCAUUUCACAAACGGCUCAAGAAAGCCAUGCCUUGUCUGUUAAUGAUAUUAUAACGUCAACCGCUGGAACGGAGAAUGCUAUAUUUCCAGUCACCCCUUUUCCAAAGCUCUUACGUAUAGAUAGUACUGUAACGGCUGGAAAAGUAAGUCAACCAUCGUCAACUGCAAUUACAGAAAAGAAGAUCACUCCUCUGCCUGAAAUACCUUCUGACUACAUGCAUGAAUAUGAAGAUGAAGAAGCUAUAGAACAAACAACAACGGCCACGACACCGAUGGUACCUUGUGAUUACGAUCAUUGUAGACAUCUUCAAAAACCUUGCUUUGAACUUCAGCAGGGUGCAGAAUGCUCGUGUCCUGGCCUAACGGGGGAAAACGUUAUUCCAGAUCCACCAAGCCUUCAUGAAGUGUCCCAGAUAACAGACACAUCAGUACAGGUCCACUGGUGCGCACCAAACUCUGUAGUAGAAAAGUACCAACUUGUGUAUUAUGUGAAAGGUAGCAAGAACCAGGCGGUUAUCGAUAACAUAGAUGUUACGACGAGGCAAUAUACCCUAUACAAUCUGUCAGCAGAUACAACGUAUCAUAUAUGUGCUGUUACGGCUAAUAAGGCGGGGGCCAGUAUUCCGGAGAAUGAUAACUUGACUAGAUUUCCGUGUGCAGAAAUCAAAACCAAGCCAAGUUAUGUUAUUAUACUGGCUGUAUUAAGUGCACUGAUUGGAUUAUUUUUAGCCGUCAUCAUUGUACUGUCACUGUGCUUAUAUAAGACAUGCAAAAAUAGCUUGGGCAAUCAAUAUGAUACCCACCUUGUUUCCUAUAAAAACCCCGCAUUUGAUUUCCAAUUAAACAUUCCAUCGUAUAACUAAAAUUGGUAAAACGCUACGUGAUCAUCAUUCCAUUAGUUUAUUCAAUUUCAUGGGUGAAUCGUACCGGCUUACUAGCUCAUAAUGAAUGGCUGAUUUUUGUAGAAAUUAAAAGUUCUAGAACAAU
Messenger RNA from Spea bombifrons (plains spadefoot toad), 2454 nucleotides. RefSeq names its product leucine rich repeat neuronal 4 (gene LRRN4). The coding region runs from base 120 to 2330 and encodes 736 amino acids. Gene Ontology annotation, molecular function: protein binding. The transcript is spliced from 5 exons. Lineage: Eukaryota; Metazoa; Chordata; Amphibia; Anura; Pelobatidae. The record is from RefSeq and is a predicted model, not a curated record.